AUGCCAUCCUCCACAGAGAGGAGGCUGGCAUAUGCUGUUUACAUGCUGGUUGGAGAGGCUGAGCAUUGGUGGAGGGGUACUCACCAUAUGCUGACUGCUAGAGGAGUUGUUGUUGAUUGGGAGUGCUUCAGGAGGGUGUUCCUGGAGAAGUACUUCCCGGAAAGUGUGAGACACGCAAAGAAGGCUGAGUUCAUGCGGUUGCACCAAGGUGGGCUGAAAUUUGCUGAGGGUUUGAGACAAGAGCUGAAGAGGGUGGUGGUGCCUAUGGCCAUCACUGAGUUUCUGGCCUUGGUGGAGAAGGCUAAGGUGGUUGAGCGGUUGGAAGGUGGCAACCGUGUGACAAAGACUGUUGAGGGACCAGCUGGGUCCAAGAGGGGAGGAAGUCAGAGGAAGCCAUAUGAUAGGCCCCAACCACAACAAGGGAGUCUUGUCAUUAGGCAACCUUCUAAUGCUGCCAGAGGUGGGAGACAGGGUGGAGGUGCCACUCUCAGAUGCUACAAGUGUGUUGGGCCCCAUUUUGUCAGGGAUUGUCCACACACGGAGAGCUGGUGUUUCAAGUGUCAUCAGAUGGGUCAUGAGUCGACCAACUGUCCUACCAGAAACAGACCGGAGAGGGGUGCUCAGUUGGGUGCUCAGAGAGGCGAUGCUCAGAGGGGUGACAGACCUACUACUGCUGGCAGAGUAUUCGCUUUGACUAGGGCUGAGGCUUUGACUUCCUCAAAUCUUGUGAAGGGGAAGGGUAAAGCUACUG
Cajanus cajan (pigeon pea) is the source of this 751-nucleotide messenger RNA. Lineage: Eukaryota; Viridiplantae; Streptophyta; Magnoliopsida; Fabales; Fabaceae. The record is from RefSeq and is a predicted model, not a curated record.